Messenger RNA from Coccinella septempunctata (seven-spotted ladybird), 1484 nucleotides. RefSeq lists its product as uncharacterized. The coding region runs from base 262 to 1257 and encodes 331 amino acids. The transcript is spliced from 4 exons. The record is from RefSeq and is a predicted model, not a curated record. NCBI's taxonomy places the organism in Eukaryota, Metazoa, Arthropoda, Insecta, Coleoptera, Coccinellidae.
GCGAAAAUUGUUGGAAUUAUUAUUGAUUCAGUUCGUUCACUUCUCUCAAGUUCAGUGUAGUACUUACUUGGGGAGGUGCUUAAGAACCUGCUUUUCUAGGCCACUCGGUAUUUAUUAAUGACUAAACGCGGUUUUUCGAAGAAUAGGGCAGGAAGUGAAACCUGAAUCACCAGUGGUUCCGUAGUUAACAUUGUUGAUCUGUGUACCAAUGGAGCGCUUUUAAAUUUUCGAUAUUUUUUUACAUGGAUUUCAAUUUUAAGAAUGUUAGUUUCCCUGUUCCUCCUACCUGUAUGCAGUUUUCUUCCCUUAAUAAAAGGACAUGGAAGACUUAUAGACCCUCCAAGUAGGGCCUCAGCUUGGAGAUAUGGCUUUAACACACCACAUAACUACAACGACCACGAACUGUAUUGUGGAGGUUUCACAAGACAAUGGGUAAACAACGGGGGUAAAUGUGGAGUUUGUGGUGAUGCCUGGGACACCAAGACACCAAGGCCACACGAGUUCGGUGGUACAUACGGGCAAGGGGUCAUAGUGAGGAAAUAUGGGGUAGGUGCAAUAAUAAACAUCAGAGUGGAAUUGACAGCUAGCCACAAUGGAUUUUUCGAGUUCUCAAUCUGUCCUGACUAUAAAAAUACCAGUCAGGAGUGCCUGGAUAAGAACGUGUUGAAGCUGCUCAAGCCACAGGAUGGAGUGGACCAUCUGAACUCGAGAUAUUACCCUAGGGAGGGAAAUAAGGUGUAUGAGAUGAAAUAUAAACUGCCAAAGAAGAAGUGCGACCAUUGUGUGCUGCAGUGGAGGUAUAUUGCAGGAAACAACUGGGGGAACUGUCCUAAUGGUACUGGAGCAGUGGGUUGUGGACCUCAAGAGGAGUUUAGAGCCUGUGCGGACAUCACAAUUUCAGGAAAAGCUGAUCCAAUGCUUCCAGAUCAACCAACGACUACUGUCACCUUCAGACCAACCCCUACAACUACACCGACAGUGCUACCACCACAAGAAGAGACCUACAGUCCAAUAUCUGCUCUCAUUAUAACCCUGAUAUCUUUUUUAAUAGUCUGUCUGAUAUUUUUCCUGCUCUACUUUCACUUCUACCAGGUUGGUAAGCAGUUCAAGACGUGGCUUAAAGGAAGUCCAAAGAAGAAUGGUAACGUGAGUCAGAACAUGACCCUGCCUCCCUUACCACCACUACCACCACCAAGGGGUAGGAAACCCAGGGAAACUACAGAGGAGAGAAGAAUGAAACACGUGGAGAAUGUUUAAUUUUGUAAAGUGAAUUUUUCGGUGGACUUAACUAAUUUAGAAAAUUCUUUCUUGACUGAUGAGGAUGAACAAAGACACUGAUUGAGUGCUUGGAAUAUUCUUAUUAUGAGUUAGCAGAUUUAGGUUUAUUUAUGAAAAUUGCGAUUCUAGGAGACUGUGACAAUGAUGUAAUGUUUACGUAAUGUUGUAUUUAGUGGAUAAUUUGAAUAGUAAAUUAUUGGAAUUAU